Molecule: messenger RNA, 312 nt
Organism: Acaulospora morrowiae
Lineage: Eukaryota; Fungi; Glomeromycota; Glomeromycetes; Diversisporales; Acaulosporaceae
Source: the annotation of a GenBank genome assembly
AUGGUUAAAGAACAAAAGUCUGGUCUUAUUGUUGGCUUAAAUAAAGGUCAUAAAAUAACUCCUCGCGAACCUCGUGCUAAACCUUCCCGAAGAAAGGGGGCUAGCACUUAUCGAGUGAAAUUCGUUCGCGACAUAAUUCGUGAAGUUGCUGGCUAUGCUCCUUACGAGAAACGUGUAAUGGAACUGCUGAAAAACUCUAAAGAUAAACGUGCAAGAAAGUUGGCUAAAAAAAGACUUGGCACCUUUACCCGUGCAAAGAGAAAGGUCGAAGAACUUAGCAAUAUCAUUGCAGAAUCUCGUCGUGCUCACUAA